This is a messenger RNA of Sinocyclocheilus grahami, 748 nucleotides long. RefSeq names its product F-box DNA helicase 1-like. Gene Ontology annotation, biological process: double-strand break repair via homologous recombination; replication fork processing. Gene Ontology annotation, molecular function: 3'-5' DNA helicase activity; ATP binding; DNA binding. NCBI's taxonomy places the organism in Eukaryota, Metazoa, Chordata, Actinopteri, Cypriniformes, Cyprinidae. The record is from RefSeq and is a predicted model, not a curated record. Bases 200 to 748 code for a protein of 182 amino acids. The transcript is spliced from 5 exons. Gene Ontology annotation, cellular component: nucleus.
GGUCACAUAUCAGUUUACAUCGGUGAAUGCAGCUUGUGCUUUUGGAAAUGUUGUUACUAAAUUGUAAACAAAUAUUACAAUCAAUUAGUUUGGGUCUUUGCACUUUUUUGUCAGUGUUAUUUUGUGACAAAAACAAACCACAUUAAUAAAUCUUUCUCUCCAGGCAUUUUCUGGUGCCGCACAGAAGAUAUGGGACCAAAUGGUAGAGCUGAAGUCCAGAAAAGAGAGAGUGUACAACAUGACCCAUGAUGGAUACCUCAAACUCUGGCAGCUGAGUAGACCACAGCUGGACCGAUAUGAUGCCAUAUUUAUUGACGAAGCUCAAGACUGCACACCAGUCGUCAUGGGCAUUAUGCUCUCUCAGAACUGUGGGAAAAUCCUGGUUGGAGAUCCUCAUCAACAGAUUUACACUUUCAGAGGAGCAGUCAAUGCUUUGCACGCGGUUCCUCACACACACAUCUACUAUCUCACACAGAGCUUCAGGUUUGGAUCUGAAAUCGCAUACAUUGGUGCUGCAAUAUUGGACAGCUGUAAAAAAGUGAAGCAGAUAUUGGUUGGUGGGAAUCAGGAUGGGAGUGUUCGAGGGGAGGACACACAAACACUGCAACAUCUGAAGUUGGGACAGAGGCUGCCAGAAGGGAGCGUGGCCAUUCUGAGCCGCUGUAAUGUCACAGUUUUCAGCGAGGCUGUCCGACUCACAGACGUCAACCCCACCUGCAAGAUCUACAUUGUGGGAGUGAGUACAUGA